Messenger RNA from Pelodiscus sinensis (Chinese soft-shelled turtle), 554 nucleotides. The record is from RefSeq and is a predicted model, not a curated record. Lineage: Eukaryota; Metazoa; Chordata; Testudines; Trionychidae.
GUCCCAGCUCUGGUUCUGGGGCUACCACUCAUCCCCCCCCAAGAGGAACAUGGAGGUCUCCGUGGCUGCCCUCGCCGUCCUGCUCAUCGCAGCCUGCUGCUCCCAGGUCUCCGCCGCCCCAAUUGGCUCCGACCUGCCGACGGCUUGCUGCUUCUCCUACACGGCCCGGCAGAUGCCCCGCAGCUUCCUGAGGGACUAUUACAGCACGAGCAGCUUGUGCUCCCAGCCGGGCGUGGUACUCAUCACGAAGAAGGGCCGGGAAAUCUGCGCCAACCCCAGCGAGUCCUGGGUUCAAGAGUAUGUCAGCGACUUGGAGCUGAACUGAGCCGGGCCGGGCACCAAGCUGCCUCCUGCGGGCGUGUAAACCCUGCACGGGCACCAUGCCCUCCCCCAAGCCUGGACCCGUGUAACUGCCAUGUAAGGCCGGCUAUUUAUCUAGUGCCUGGAGCGAGCGGGGUGCCGCGGGGCCGACGCCCUGCACAGCGCGGGCGGGCAGACCGGUUAAUGUAUUUGCGCUUUCGCCCGGCUGAGCCGUGGCCGGGGCGGCGGGGACA